AUGGAUAACAGCAACUGUAAUUGUAGCCAGUGGUAUACGGUUCAAGAUAGUGAUAAGUGUGCCAAGGUCUCUCUCGCGCAUUCUAUCUCGCUUACUGAUUUCUAUUUCCUCAACCCAGAAAUCGAUGCGAACUGCACCAACCUCGAGCUUGACGAGGCAUACCAUAUCAAGCCCGUUGGUUCAAUCACUAGCUACCCGAAUCACACGGUGGCGGGAGUCCUACCAACCACGGUCAAGCCCGUCACCUUCACUUACGUGAAUAUCAAUAUUCCUCUCGCCACGAGUGAUCCUAGGUAUGUGGUUCCCGGAACAGCGCUGUUGCCCAGUGCUUCAGGCACUAUUCUAGGCUACUAUGACUACGAGAAUCCCUCUAACUAUACUUCUUAG
This is a messenger RNA of Penicillium antarcticum, 387 nucleotides long. RefSeq names its product LysM peptidoglycan-binding domain-containing protein. Lineage: Eukaryota; Fungi; Ascomycota; Eurotiomycetes; Eurotiales; Aspergillaceae. The transcript is spliced from 2 exons. The coding region runs from base 1 to 387 and encodes 128 amino acids. The record is from RefSeq and is a predicted model, not a curated record.